This is a messenger RNA of Priapulus caudatus, 969 nucleotides long. RefSeq names its product steroid 17-alpha-hydroxylase/17,20 lyase-like. NCBI's taxonomy places the organism in Eukaryota, Metazoa, Priapulida, Priapulimorpha, Priapulimorphida, Priapulidae. Gene Ontology annotation, molecular function: steroid 17-alpha-monooxygenase activity; iron ion binding; heme binding. The coding region runs from base 30 to 902 and encodes 290 amino acids. The record is from RefSeq and is a predicted model, not a curated record. Gene Ontology annotation, biological process: progesterone metabolic process; hormone biosynthetic process. The transcript is spliced from 5 exons.
AUCCCGAUUUUACUAAGAUUAUAUCGUCCAUGAAUGAACUGAACGAGAUUAUGAGCGGUGGCUUUGCACCAGACUAUAUCAGCGCUCUGAAAUACUUCCCGCGGACCACCUCACAGAAACGCUUUAUGGAACUGUCUGACGAGUUUAUAAAGAGAGGGCGGGAAGAAUAUCAGCAUCACAAAGACACGUUUACACGCAAUGACAUUCGAGAUCUGUGUGAUGACCUAAUUCUUGCGCAUCAGGAUAUGCCGGAAGAAGAACGUGAUAUCCUUACUGAAACCCAUAUUGUGCAGACAUUGAUUGACAUAUUUGGAGCUGGGACGGAUACAACAUCAGUUACAUUACUGUGGACCAUAAAGUUCAUGAUGGCGCACCCAGAGAUUCAGAAAAAGGGGCAAGAGGAAAUCGACAAUGUCAUUGGUCAAGAUCGUCUAGUUAACUUUCACGACAAACAAAAUCUGCCAUACUGCGACGCCAUCCUGCAUGAGGUCAUGCGACAUCGACUACCUGCCCCUAUUGCCCUACCUCACUGCGCGACCAUAGACACGACAGUUGGUGGUUAUGACGUCCCAAAAGACACGAUGGUGAUGUUCAACCUGUACGGACUCCAUCACGAUCCAGCGUACUGGACUGAUCCUGAGAAGUUUGAUCCAACACGGUUUCUUGACGAGCAUGGCUCCAUCAGGACCAAGAUGCCUAGCUUCCUCCCGUUCUCUGCCGGGAGACGUGUUUGCGUUGGAGAGUCCAUUGCUAAGAUAGACCUGUUUGUGCUCUUUGCAUGUUUCCUACAGCGAUACAGCUGGAAUGAGCCACCAGGGGAAGUUACUGACGUGGAACCGAAGAUUUCUGCAAUCGGAAUGGACACCAAACCAUUUAGGGUUGUUAUAAAGAACAGGCUUUAAAUGUGCAUAUCGCAAUCUAUGUGCAAGAAACACUAUUUCGUUAAUAAACAAUAACUCUUCUGUUAAA